Saccostrea cuccullata (small rock oyster) is the source of this 2007-nucleotide messenger RNA. RefSeq lists its product as uncharacterized. Gene Ontology annotation, molecular function: DNA binding. The record is from RefSeq and is a predicted model, not a curated record. Bases 356 to 1513 code for a protein of 385 amino acids. The transcript has 2 exons. Gene Ontology annotation, biological process: DNA recombination; DNA integration. NCBI's taxonomy places the organism in Eukaryota, Metazoa, Mollusca, Bivalvia, Ostreida, Ostreidae.
UAUGUGCAGCAGAAAUUCCUGUCACAUAUUAUUUGUUUGGGGACGAACUAGAGAAACAAAUCAAAGAAAUAACUGAUGCCAAAAAAGUCAGCAGGAAAAUCACAGACAAACACAACCAGUCUCAGCGAUACUCCCCCAUCUAUUCAAAUUUCAAGAACCGUUACACACAGAACAGGCAGAACAGCUUUAAGUCUCCAUCUUAUGGACGACAUACAAUGAAUAACAGGAACAACACCAACAAGAGCUCUUUUUUAGAGAAGCGCCAGUUCCAAAAAUUUCAAAGGAACAAAAAAGACUAGAACAAAACCCUACAACUCUUGUUGGGGAGAGUCAUUCAAAAGAUAGAGACAGACAGAUGCAAAGCAGUUCUGGUGGCACCUCUUUGGACAACUCAGCAUUGGUUCACAAAAUUACUCCAAUUACUGGUGGAACCACCUAUUCUAAUACCAAAGCGACAUCAUCUAUUAACUCUUCCCAUGUCACCAAACGAGAAGCAUCCACUGUCAAAAAUGCGACUUUUUGUGUGCAAAAUAUCAGGGAGAGCCUCAGACAGCAAAAUAUAUCGGAGGACAUUGCAGACAUUUUGCUAUCAUCCUGGAGACAAUCCACACAACAACAAUAUUGGACGUAUUUCCAUAAAUGGAUGCUAUUUUGUGAGCGAAAAUCAAUUAAUACAUUUCAAGCAUCUGUAAAUAAUGUUUUAGAGUUCUUAUUACAAUUGUACAACAGUGGAUUAGGUUAUAGUGCUGUGAACACAGCAAAGUCAUGUAUUUCUUCAGUGUUUGAAAUUAUUAAUCCGGAAACUAGUCUUGGUAGCAAUAGUUUGAUUAAAAAAUUUAUGAGAGGCAUAUUUAACAAAAGACCAUCAUUGCCUAGAUAUGCAUGUACAUGGGAUGUUUCAUUAGUUUUAGAAUAUUUGAAAACUCUUAUUCCUGUAAAUACUAUUAGUCUUAGACUUUUGAGUUGGAAGUUAGCUAUGUUGAUUGCUUUAUUGACAGGACAAAGAUGUCAGUCUUUACAUCUGAUAGAUAUUAGAAAUAUUUUCAUAUACAAUGUUUUUGUAAAAAUUCAUUUCGGAGACUUGUUGAAACAAUCCAAACCUGGCAGUCAUUUACAACCUAUUGAACUUGUGCGAUACAAACAAGAUGAACGCUUAUGUGUUGUGAAAACCUUACAAGAAUACUUAGGACGUACAAAAUCUUUGCGUGGCGAAGAAAUACAGCUGUUCGUUAGCACCAUGACACCUCAUCAAAAGAUUUCCAAACAGACAAUUAGCAACUGGAUAAGGACUGUGUUAGAAAAUUCUGGUAUUGAUGUAAAAAUGUUUAAGGCUCACAGCACAAGAACAGCAUCAAUGAGUGCUGCAAAAUCCGCAAAUGUACCAAUUACGACCAUUUUGAAUGUUGCCGGUUGGAAAUCAGAUUGUACAUUUCGAAAGUUUUAUAAUAAGCCAUGUAGUGAAGAAAAAGUGAAUGUAGGAAAUAUUAUUUUGGAAAAUUAUUCAAAGUCAUGAAAUCUAAUUGUGUCGCUUUUGUUUAAAAUGUCAAUACAUCAUCAUGUUAAAUGCAUGUUUAUGUUAUAUUCAACUAGUCGAAAAUAAAAGUGAACUGUUUGCAUUUGUUUUUAAUAUAUACAAUACAUUUUGAAUCCUUGGAAGUAUUGUCUCUAAAAUCUCAUUGGUUCCCUCAGUACUGUUGAUUUGGUAAAAUUAGAAAAUUAAAUGAAUAUUACUUGUAAGAUGAAAUUUGAUUAUAAUUUUACCAAAUCAACUUAGUACUGAGGGAUCAAAUGCCCAUCCCAUAUCCACCCUUUGUAUAUGGGAUGCUGGAAAUCAUCUAAAUCUAAAUGGAUAUUAUUAUUAUUAAAAUUACAUCAAUACUUCCAAGGAUCUCUGAAUACUGACCAUCACGUGACCUCGAAGCAAUCUCAUUUGAUCCCUCAGUACUAAGUUGAUUUGGUAAAAUUAUAAUCAAAUUUCAUCUUACAAGUAAUAUUCAUUUAAUUUUC